AGUUUGUUUGUUUCCUUCUGUCAGAGUUAAAGAAAGUCCACAUCGAGGUGAAGGAGGACGCCUCCGCUGCUCCUCAGCCUGAAGGCAGCGAGGAAGACGAGGAGGAAGACGAGGAGGACGAUGAGGAGGAAGACGAGGAGGAAGACGAGAGCGAGGAGGAGGCGGAGAAAAAGGAGGCCACGCCCACAGCGCCUGCUCCUCAUCUUCAUCACGGGAAGAAGAGGAAGGAGAGCGAGAGCAGCAGCAGCGACGAUGAUGAUGGGAGGACGAAGGAGGAGCUACUCUACGACAGAGCGAAGAGGAGGAUAGAGAAACGUCGAGCGGAGAACAUAAAGAACAUCGACCUGGAGCGCCUCAGGUCUCCAGUGGUCUGCGUGCUGGGACACGUGGACACGGGCAAGACCAAGAUCCUGGACAAGCUGCGUCACACUAACGUUCAGGACGGAGAGGCAGGAGGCAUCACUCAGCAGAUCGGAGCCACCAACGUUCCCUUGGAAACCAUCGAGGAGCAGACCAGGAUGGUGAAGAACUUUAACAAAGCAGACCUGAGGAUCCCCGGCAUGCUGAUCAUCGACACACCCGGCCACGAGUCCUUCAGGUAA
Molecule: messenger RNA, 602 nt
Organism: Notothenia coriiceps (black rockcod)
Lineage: Eukaryota; Metazoa; Chordata; Actinopteri; Perciformes; Nototheniidae
Product: eukaryotic translation initiation factor 5B-like
Exons: 4
Biological process (GO): translational initiation
Cellular component (GO): cytoplasm; mitochondrion
Molecular function (GO): translation initiation factor activity; GTPase activity; GTP binding
Source: RefSeq, a predicted model, not a curated record